AUGACUAUAUCAGCGACUGAGUACAGCGCGACUCCCUUAUGGUUGGACUGCGACCCAGGCCAUGAUGACGCUUUUGCUAUUUUGAUAGCCGCUCAUCAUCCCAGUCUGCAUCUUCUCGGCAUCAGUACUAUACAUGGAAACGCAUCUCUAGAGAACACAACUGCCAAUGCAGGCAGUAUCUUGACGGCUAUUGGCAAGCCCGAUAUUCCUGUCUAUCCUGGUAGUCAGAAACCGUUCUCGCGGCCAGCCCUUCAUGCGCCUGAUAUUCAUGGCGAAUCGGGACUUGACGGUACCGACCUUCUUCCCAAGCCUGCCACACCACCUAUUUCCGAUAGAAACACUAUCCUGGCUAUGCGAGAUACCUUACUGGCACAGCCAAAAGGCGUCCCCUGGUUAGUUGCCACAGGAACUCUGACCAAUGUAGCUUUGCUCUUUGCAACGUUCCCCGAAGUUGCCGAGCAUAUUGCGGGGCUGAGCCUCAUGGGAGGUGCUAUCGGCGAAGGGUUCACCGAUGCUCCCAUGAGUCGACUUCCUGGUGAACAGUCCAGAAUCGGAAACGUAACUCCUUGGGCUGAGUUCAAUCUUUAUGUUCGUCUUCAAACUAUUUCAUAUUGUGAUGCUAUAUCUAACUCGGGAAAUUAUCAGUGCGAUCCAGAGUCAUCGCAGUCAAUCUUCAGCAACCCAAUUGUUGCUGCGAAGACUACAAUCAUUGCUUUAGAUCUAACACAUCAGGUCCUGGCCUCACAGGCUGUCCAAACCCGCAUCCUGCAUGGUUCGAUCCAUUCAGACCAGGAACCAACCGUCCUUCGACAGAUAUUGCAUGCCCUUCUGACCUUCUUUGCUGCAACUUAUGAAAAGGCGUUUGGGCUAACUACUGGCCCUCCUUUGCAUGAUCCCCUGGCCGUGGCAGUGAUUUUGUCGACCUUGAACCCGGCGUUUGCCACUCAGCAUCCCAACCAGACUCUUAAGUUUGACGACAAGAAUGGAGAACGAUUCGCUCUCCAUAUUGUUACAGACGGACAUCAUGGCGAAGAUGUCUCAGUCACAGGGCAUAUGGGGCGAUCUAUAGCUACUCCAGUGGACGGUCCCGGCGUUGCAAUUCCCAGAGGUGUUGACUUGGAGGCGUUCUGGAACAUGAUCUUGCAAUGUGUCCAGCUAGCCGAUGACUGCAAUGCCGCGAGCGUUGCUUGA
Molecule: messenger RNA, 1191 nt
Organism: Penicillium brevicompactum
Lineage: Eukaryota; Fungi; Ascomycota; Eurotiomycetes; Eurotiales; Aspergillaceae
Product: uridine-cytidine N-ribohydrolase
Exons: 4
Coding region: 1-1191 (396 amino acids)
Biological process (GO): purine nucleoside catabolic process
Cellular component (GO): cytosol
Molecular function (GO): purine nucleosidase activity
Source: RefSeq, a predicted model, not a curated record